AUGGCAGUACACCCCCUCCCCUCCCAUCUUGGCAGUACACCCCAUCCCCCCAUCAUAGUAUUACACCCCCUCCCUUCUUGGCAGUACACCCCCUCCCCUCCCAUCUUGGCAGUACACCCCUUCCCCUCUCAUCUUGGCAGUACACCCCCUCCCCUCCCAUCUUGGCAGUACACCCCUUCCCCUCUCAUCUUGGCAGUACACCCCCUCUCUUCCCAUCAUAGCAGUACACCCCCUCCCCUCCCAUCUUGGCAGUACACCCCCUCCCUUCCCAUCAGGACAGUACACCCCUCCCUUCUGAUCACGGCAGUACACUCCCUCCCUUCCUAUCAUAGCAGUACACCCCCUCCCCUCCCACCAUGA
Molecule: messenger RNA, 360 nt
Organism: Haliotis rufescens (red abalone)
Lineage: Eukaryota; Metazoa; Mollusca; Gastropoda; Lepetellida; Haliotidae
Product: putative proline-rich protein 21
Exons: 1
Coding region: 1-360 (119 amino acids)
Source: RefSeq, a predicted model, not a curated record